Messenger RNA from Pan troglodytes (chimpanzee), 14343 nucleotides. It is a transcript of the gene UNC80, whose product is annotated as unc-80 homolog, NALCN channel complex subunit. Gene Ontology annotation, molecular function: monoatomic cation channel activity. The transcript has 65 exons. The coding region runs from base 416 to 10642 and encodes 3408 amino acids. Lineage: Eukaryota; Metazoa; Chordata; Mammalia; Primates; Hominidae. Gene Ontology annotation, cellular component: axon; cation channel complex. Gene Ontology annotation, biological process: monoatomic cation homeostasis. The record is from RefSeq and is a predicted model, not a curated record.
CGCAGGGGACCAGCGCCUGCGAUGCGGAGCGUGGACUUCUUGGGCCGUACCCCUGCGGCUCAAGCUGCCCCGGAUUCGCUUCUCCGGUCGUGCAGCCUGGCGCGGGCCGCUGUCCACAGUGGGAGGUGCUGAAAGCAGGGAGCGGGUGCGGGGGCGGCGAGGCGGACGGCUGCUCCGAGCGCCCCCCUCCUCGCUCCGCGGCUCCUCCAGCCCUCCCCUCCUCCCGCAGCCAUGUUCCACGCGCGGGGAGGGGUGGGGGGAGGGGAGAGGCACGGGGGAUCAGGGCGGAGAGAGCCGGCUCUGCCUCGGGGAAGGAGGGGAUGAGAGUUGGGGGGAGCAGCGGGAGGAGGCGGCGGCGGCGGCUAGCGAGGAGACAGAGCUGGGUCCUGCAGUAGGACUCCCGGGAGCCACCAUUAUGGUGAAGAGGAAGAGCUCCGAGGGCCAGGAGCAGGACGGCGGCCGCGGCAUCCCCCUGCCCAUCCAGACCUUCCUGUGGCGGCAAACCAGUGCAUUUUUGAGGCCCAAACUGGGGAAGCAAUAUGAAGCUUCUUGUGUGUCCUUUGAGCGAGUGUUGGUAGAAAACAAGCUGCAUGGCCUCUCUCCAGCUCUCUCUGAAGCCAUCCAGAGCAUUUCCAGAUGGGAACUGGUGCAAGCUGCUUUGCCUCAUGUCCUCCACUGCACUGCAACCCUGCUUUCAAACCGAAACAAGCUAGGCCACCAGGAUAAAUUGGGUGUUGCUGAGACAAAGCUCCUUCACACUCUACACUGGAUGCUUCUGGAGGCCCCCCAGGACUGCAACAAUGAGCGGUUUGGGGGUACAGACCGAGGCUCCAGCUGGGGUGGAAGCAGCAGUGCUUUCAUCCACCAGGUUGAAAACCAGGGUUCUCCAGGGCAGCCUUGCCAAAGCAGCUCUAAUGACGAAGAAGAGAACAACCGAAGAAAGAUCUUCCAGAACUCCAUGGCUACUGUGGAGCUCUUCGUGUUUCUGUUUGCUCCCCUGGUACACAGGAUCAAGGAAUCUGACCUCACCUUCCGUCUGGCCAGUGGGCUUGUUAUAUGGCAGCCCAUGUGGGAACACAGACAGCCCGAAGUCUCUGGCUUUACCGCACUGGUGAAGCCCAUCAGGAACAUCAUUACAGCUAAGAGAAGUUCUCCUAUCAACAGUCAAAGCCAGACCUGUGAAUCACCAAAUCAAGAUGCAAGACACUUAGAGGGACUCCAGGUGGUUUGUGAAACAUUCCAGUCUGAUUCCAUCUCACCCAAGGCCACCAUUUCAGGCUGUCACCGAGGAAACUCCUUUGAUGGAAGUCUGUCCUCCCAAACUUCCCAGGAAAGAGGCCCAUCACAUUCCAGGGCCUCUCUUGUGAUACCUCCGUGCCAAAGGUCCCGCUAUGCCACCUACUUUGACGUUGCUGUUCUGCGCUGCCUACUUCAGCCCCAUUGGUCUGAGGAAGGCACUCAGUGGUCUCUGAUGUACUAUUUACAAAGGCUGCGACACAUGUUGGAAGAGAAGCCAGAAAAGCCUCCGGAGCCAGAUAUUCCUCUCCUGCCCAGACCCAGGAGUAGCUCCAUGGUGGCGGCAGCUCCCUCACUAGUGAACACCCACAAAACCCAAGAUCUCACCAUGAAGUGUAACGAGGAGGAAAAAUCUCUUAGCUCUGAGGCCUUUUCCAAGGUUUCACUGACCAAUCUGCGUAGAUCUGCAGUCCCAGAUCUUUCUUCAGACCUGGGCAUGAAUAUUUUUAAAAAGUUCAAGAGCCGCAAAGAAGACCGAGAGAGGAAAGGCUCCAUUCCAUUCCACCACACAGGCAAGAGGAGGCCACGGAGAAUGGGAGUGCCCUUCCUGCUUCACGAGGACCACCUGGAUGUGUCCCCCACGCGCAGCACAUUCUCCUUUGGAAGUUUCUCUGGGCUGGGAGAAGACAGGCGAGGAAUUGAGAAAGGAGGCUGGCAAACCACCAUUUUAGGGAAAUUGACCCGGCGAGGCAGUUCAGAUGCAGCCACUGAGAUGGAGAGUCUGAGCGCCAGGCAUUCCCACUCCCAUCACACCCUGGUAAGCGACCUGCCGGACCCCUCCAACAGCCAUGGAGAAAACACCGUCAAGGAAGUGCGAUCUCAGAUCUCCACCAUCACAGUUGCGACCUUCAAUACCACUUUGGCGUCAUUCAACGUAGGCUACGCAGACUUUUUCAAUGAGCAUAUGAGGAAACUCUGCAACCAGGUGCCUAUCCCAGAGAUGCCACAUGAACCUCUGGCAUGUGCUAACCUACCUCGAAGCCUCACAGACUCCUGCAUAAACUACAGCUACCUAGAGGACACAGAACAUAUUGACGGGACCAAUAACUUUGUCCACAAGAAUGGAAUGCUUGAUCUUUCUGUAGUUCUGAAGGCUGUUUAUCUUGUCCUUAAUCAUGACAUCAGCUCUCGUAUCUGUGACGUGGCACUAAACAUUGUGGAAUGCUUGCUUCAACUUGGUGUGGUGCCCUGUGUAGAAAAGAAUAGAAAGAAGAGUGAAAACAAGGAAAAUGAGACUUUGGAAAAGAGGCCAAGUGAGGGAGCUUUCCAAUUCAAAGGAGUAUCUGGAAGUUCCACCUGUGGAUUCGGAGGCCCUGCUGUUAGUGGAGCUGGAGAUGGUGGAGGAGAAGAAGGAGGAGGUGGAGAUGGAGGAGGUGGAGGAGGUGAUGGAGGAGGAGGUGGAGGAGGUGGAGGCGGCCCUUAUGAGAAGAAUGAUAAGAACCAAGAGAAGGAUGAAAGUACACCUGUAAGCAACCAUAGGCUUGCCCUAACAAUGCUCAUCAAAAUAGUGAAGUCUUUGGGAUGUGCCUAUGGUUGUGGUGAAGGACACCGAGGGCUCUCUGGAGAUCGUCUGAGACACCAGGUAUUCCGAGAGAAUGCCCAGAACUGCCUCACUAAGCUAUACAAGCUAGAUAAGAUGCAGUUCCGACAAACCAUGAGGGACUAUGUGAACAAGGACUCUCUCAAUAAUGUAGUGGACUUCUUGCAUGCUUUGCUAGGAUUUUGUAUGGAGCCGGUCACUGACAACAAGGCUGGGUUUGGAAAUAACUUCACCACAGUGGACAACAAAUCCACAGCCCAAAAUGUGGAAGGCAUUAUCGUCAGCGCCAUGUUUAAAUCCCUCAUCACACGCUGCGCUUCAACCACACAUGAAUUGCACAGCCCUGAGAAUCUGGGACUGUAUUGUGACAUUCGUCAGCUGGUCCAGUUUAUCAAAGAGGCUCAUGGGAAUGUCUUCAGGAGAGUGGCCCUCAGCGCUCUGCUUGACAGUGCCGAGAAGUUAGCACCAGGGAAAAAGGUGGAGGAGAAUGAACAGGAAUCUAAGCCUGCAGGCAGUAAAAGGUCAGAGGCGGGAAGCAUUGUGGAUAAAGGCCAGGUAUCCUCUGCACCUGAGGAAUGUCGCAGCUUCAUGUCUGGUCGCCCCUCACAGACUCCAGAGCACGAUGAGCAAAUGCAAGGAGCCAACUUGGGGCGGAAAGAUUUCUGGCGUAAGAUGUUCAAGUCCCAGAGUGCAGCAAGUGACACCAGCAGCCAGUCUGAACAGGACACUUCAGAAUGCACCACUGCCCACUCAGGGACCACCUCUGACCGACGUGCCCGCUCACGAUCCCGCAGAAUUUCCCUCCGAAAGAAGCUUAAACUCCCCAUAGGUAAAAGGAACUGGCUGAAAAGAUCAUCCCUCUCAGGCCUGGCAGAUGGUGUGGAGGACCUCCUGGACAUUAGCUCUGUGGACCGACUCUCUUUCAUCAGGCAAAGCUCCAAGGUCAAAUUCACUAGUGCUGUGAAGCUUUCUGAAGGUGGGCCAGGAAGUGGCAUGGAAAAUGGAAGAGAUGAAGAGGAGAAUUUCUUCAAGCGUCUUGGUUGCCACAGUUUUGAUGAUCAUCUCUCUCCCAACCAAGAUGGCGGAAAAAGCAAAAACGUGGUGAAUCUUGGAGCAAUCCGGCAAGGCAUGAAACGCUUCCAAUUUCUGUUAAACUGCUGUGAGCCAGGGACAAUUCCUGAUGCCUCCAUCCUAGCAGCUGCCUUGGAUCUAGAAGCCCCUGUGGUGGCCAGAGCAGCCUUGUUCCUGGAAUGUGCUCGUUUUGUUCACCGCUGCAACCGUGGCAACUGGCCAGAGUGGAUGAAAGGGCACCAUGUGAACAUCACCAAGAAAGGACUUUCCCGGGGACGCUCUCCCAUUGUGGGCAACAAGCGAAACCAGAAGCUGCAGUGGAAUGCAGCCAAGCUCUUCUACCAAUGGGGAGACGCAAUUGGCGUCCGAUUGAAUGAGCUGUGCCACGGGGAAAGUGAGAGCCCAGCCAACCUGCUGGGUCUCAUUUACGAUGAAGAGACCAAGAGGAGACUUAGAAAGGAGGAUGAGGAGGAAGACUUUUUAGAUGACAGUAAGGAGACUCCCUUUACUACAAGAACCCCUGCUUGUACUGUGAACCCCUCUAAAUGCGGUUGCCCCUUUGCCUUGAAGAUGGCAGCAUGUCAGCUUCUUCUGGAGAUUACCACCUUCCUGCGAGAGACCUUUUCUUGCCUGCCCAGACCUCGCACUGAGCCUCUGGUGGACUUGGAGAGCUGCAGACUUCGUUUGGAUCCCGAGUUGGACCGGCACAGAUAUGAGAGGAAGAUCAGCUUUGCUGGGGUUCUGGACGAAAAUGAAGACUCAAAAGAUUCUCUCCACAGCAGCAGCCACACUCUCAAAUCAGAUGCAGGAGUCGAGGAGAAGAAAGUUCCCAGCAGGAAGAUCAGGAUAGGAGGUUCUCGCCUGCUCCAGAUUAAAGGAACCCGCAGUUUCCAGGUGAAGAAGGGGGGUUCCUUGUCCAGCAUUCGCCGGGUCGGCAGCUUAAAGAGCAGCAAGUUAUCACGGCAGGACUCAGAGUCUGAGGCUGAGGAGCUGCAGCUGUCCCAGAGCAGGGACACUGUCACUGACCUAGAAGGGAGUCCUUGGAGUGCAAGCGAGCCCAGCAUUGAGCCAGAGGGAAUGAGUAAUGCCGGCGCGGAGGAGAAUUACCACAGAAACAUGUCGUGGCUUCAUGUGAUGAUCUUGCUGUGCAAUCAGCAGAGUUUCAUCUGCACUCACGUUGACUACUGCCAUCCCCACUGCUACCUGCACCACAGCCGCUCCUGUGCCCGACUGGUCAGAGCCAUCAAGCUACUCUAUGGAGACAGUGUGGACUCCCUGAGGGAAAGCAGCAACAUCAGCAGUGUGGCUCUCCGGGGCAAGAAACAGAAAGAAUGCUCAGAUAAGUCAUGCCUGAGGACACCUUCUCUAAAGAAGAGAGUUUCAGAUGCCAAUCUGGAAGGAAAAAAAGAUUCCGGAAUGCUGAAGUACAUCAGACUUCAGGUGAUGAGCUUGUCGCCUGCUCCCUUAUCUCUGUUAAUCAAGGCAGCACCAAUUCUGACAGAGGAGAUGUACGGAGACAUCCAGCCAGCUGCCUGGGAGCUCCUGCUCAGCAUGGAUGAGCACAUGGCAGGGGCAGCAGCUGCCAUGUUCCUGCUGUGUGCAGUGAAGGUGCCUGAGGCCGUGUCCGACAUGCUGAUGUCAGAGUUCCACCACCCGGAGACUGUGCAGAGGCUGAACGCUGUCCUCAAGUUCCACACGCUCUGGAGGUUUCGCUAUCAGGUCUGGCCCCGGAUGGAGGAAGGGGCACAGCAGAUUUUUAAGAUUCCGCCUCCCAGUAUCAAUUUCACCCUUCCCUCGCCGGUGCUUGGAAUGCCAUCUGUCCCAAUGUUUGACCCACCGUGGGUUCCUCAGUGCAGCGGGAGUGUCCAGGACCCCAUUAAUGAAGACCAGUCUAAAUCCUUUUCAGCCCGGGCUGUGUCCCGCUCCCAUCAAAGGGCAGAACACAUCUUAAAGAACUUGCAGCAGGAGGAAGAAAAGAAACGACUUGGUAGAGAAGCCAGCCUCAUCACCGCCAUCCCCAUCACCCAGGAGGCUUGCUAUGAGCCCACAUGCACGCCCAACUCAGAACCGGAAGAAGAAGUAGAAGAAGUCACCAAUCUGGCAUCCCGUCGACUGUCUGUGAGUCCAUCCUGCACCUCCAGCACUUCCCACAGGAAUUAUUCCUUCCGCCGCGGGUCAGUCUGGUCAGUGCGUUCAGCCGUCAGUGCUGAAGAUGAGGAACAUACCACUGAACACACGCCGAACCACCAUGUGCCUCAGCCCCCACAAGCAGUGUUCCCAGCAUGCAUCUGUGCAGCAGUACUUCCCAUUGUUCAUCUGAUGGAGGAUGGUGAGGUGCGGGAAGAUGGAGUAGCAGUGAGUGCUGUGGCUCAACAAGUCUUAUGGAACUGUCUAAUUGAAGAUCCAUCAACGGUUCUUCGACAUUUUCUGGAAAAACUGACCAUCAGCAAUAGACAAGAUGAGUUAAUGUACAUGCUGCGCAAACUUCUCUUGAAUAUUGGAGACUUUCCUGCUCAGACAUCUCACAUCCUAUUCAACUAUUUGGUAGGAUUAAUCAUGUACUUUGUGCGGACCCCCUGCGAGUGGGGGAUGGAUGCCAUUUCAGCCACCCUGACAUUCCUGUGGGAGGUGGUGGGUUACGUGGAGGGCCUCUUCUUCAAGGAUCUCAAGCAGACGAUGAAGAAGGAGCAGUGUGAGGUGAAGCUCCUGGUGACCGCUUCAAUGCCAGGUACUAAAACCUUGGUAGUUCAUGGACAGAAUGAGUGCGAUAUCCCAACCCAGUUACCAGUCCAUGAAGACACUCAAUUUGAAGCCCUGUUGAAGGAGUGUCUGGAGUUUUUUAAUAUCCCAGAAUCCCAGUCAACACAUUAUUUUCUUAUGGAUAAACGAUGGAACCUUAUCCACUACAAUAAGACCUAUGUUCGAGAUAUUUAUCCUUUCCGGAGGUCAGUAUCUCCCCAGCUGAACCUUGUACAUAUGCAUCCAGAGAAGGGACAGGAGCUCAUUCAGAAACAGGUGUUCACCCGAAAGCUGGAAGAAGUAGGGCGGGUGUUGUUUCUCAUCUCCCUAACCCAGAAGAUCCCCACAGCCCACAAACAGUCCCACGUCUCCAUGCUUCAGGAAGACCUCCUCCGCCUGCCCUCAUUCCCUCGUAGUGCUAUUGAUGCUGAGUUUUCACUCUUCAGUGAUCCUCAAGCUGGAAAGGAACUAUUUGGCCUCGACACUCUUCAGAAAAGCUUGUGGAUCCAGCUGCUGGAGGAAAUGUUCCUGGGCAUGCCGAGCGAGUUUCCGUGGGGAGACGAAAUCAUGCUUUUCCUCAACGUUUUUAACGGGGCUCUGAUCCUCCACCCAGAAGACAGUGCCCUGCUCAGGCAGUAUGCUGCCACCGUCAUCAACACCGCGGUGCACUUCAACCACCUCUUCUCUCUCAGCGGCUACCAGUGGAUUCUCCCCACCAUGCUGCAGGUGUACUCCGACUAUGAAAGCAAUCCCCAGCUGCGUCAAGCCAUCGAAUUUGCCUGUCACCAGUUCUAUAUUCUACACCGGAAGCCCUUUGUGCUCCAGCUGUUUGCUAGUGUGGCCCCUCUCCUGGAAUUUCCUGAUGCUGCCAAUAAUGGGCCCAGCAAAGGUGUGUCAGCUCAGUGCCUGUUUGACUUGCUGCAGUCCCUAGAGGGAGAGACCACUGACAUAUUAGACAUCUUAGAGCUGGUCAAAGCUGAGAAGCCUCUCAAGUCAUUAGAUUUCUGCUAUGGAAACGAAGAUCUGACAUUUUCUAUCAGUGAAGCCAUUAAGCUCUGUGUCACUGUGGUGGCGUAUGCUCCCGAAUCAUUCAGAAGUCUUCAGAUGCUGAUGGUCUUAGAAGCCUUAGUUCCAUGUUACCUACAAAAGCUAAAGAGGCAGACAUCACAGGUGGAGACAGUACCUGCUGCCCGAGAGGAGAUUGCGGCCACUGCUGCUCUUGCGACGUCCCUACAGGCCCUUUUAUACAGUGUAGAGGUCCUCACCAGGCCCAUGACAGCCCCACAGAUGAGCAGGUGUGACCAAGGUCAUAAGGGAACCACCACAGCCAAUCACACCAUGUCGUCUGGGGUGAACACCAGGUACCAGGAACAAGGAGCCAAACUGCACUUUAUCAGGGAAAACCUUCAUUUACUGGAGGAAGGGCAAGGCAUUCCCAGAGAGGAACUGGAUGAACGAAUUGCUCGGGAAGAGUUCAGAAGACCCCGGGAGUCCUUACUGAAUAUUUGCACUGAGUUCUAUAAGCACUGUGGGCCACGGCUGAAGAUCUUGCAAAAUCUGGCUGGGGAGCCUCGGGUCACUGCCUUGGAACUGCUGGAUGUGAAGUCUCACAUGAGGUUGGCAGAAAUUGCACACUCCCUUCUGAAGCUGGCACCAUAUGACACUCAGACAAUGGAGAGUCGUGGGCUUCGGCGCUACAUCAUGGAGAUGCUACCCAUUACUGACUGGACAGCUGAGGCAGUGAGGCCGGCCCUCAUCCUCAUUUUAAAAAGAUUGGAUAGAAUGUUCAACAAAAUUCAUAAGAUGCCUACUUUGAGAUUUAGUCGAGUGGGGCAGGCCUGCCUCUGCUACGUUUUCAGUAUCUUCUUCCCCUCCCAGUGUGCUCUGUGCUUUUGGAACAAUAUGGGUAAACUUCAUCCCAGAGACACAUCCUGUCUUAGAUGGCGUCAGAAUCACUGUCUCAUUCACUUGUUUCAGACUCUCCAGAAGGGAGCCAAGACGCUAAUGGCGCCUAUAUUGUAUUCCAGGCGACAGGUUGAGUGGGAGCCUGCCAGCAAUUUGAUUGAAGGGGUUUGUUUGACACUUCAGAGGCAGCCAAUCAUAUCCUUCCUGCCUCACCUUAGGUCACUGAUCAAUGUCUGUGUCAAUCUGGUGAUGGGAGUGGUAGGACCUUCCAGUGUUGCUGAUGGAUUACCCCUUCUUCAUCUCAGCCCUUAUCUCUCACCACCUCUGCCCUUCAGCACAGCUGUUGUCCGGCUUGUAGCAUUGCAGAUACAGGCUUUAAAAGAAGAUUUUCCUUUAAGCCAUGUGAUCUCCCCAUUCACCAAUCAAGAGCGAAGGGAGGGGAUGCUUUUAAAUCUGCUCAUCCCAUUUGUGCUCACAGUAGGAUCUGGAAGCAAAGAUAGCCCAUGGCUGGAGCAGCCUGAGGUGCAGCUGCUGCUGCAGACAGUCAUCAAUGUACUCCUCCCACCGCGGAUCAUCAGCACAUCCAGGAGCAAGAACUUCAUGUUAGAGAGCUCCCCAGCCCACUGCUCCACCCCUGGGGAUGCGGGGAAAGACUUGCGCAGGGAAGGGCUGGCUGAGUCCACCAGCCAAGCAGCAUACUUGGCGCUGAAGGUGAUUCUCGUCUGCUUUGAGAGGCAGCUCGGAAGCCAGUGGUACUGGCUGAGCCUCCAGGUGAAGGAGAUGGCUCUGCGGAAGGUGGGAGGCCUGGCCCUUUGGGAUUUCCUCGACUUCAUCGUGCGGACCCGAAUACCCAUCUUUGUGCUUUUGCGCCCUUUCAUCCAGUGCAAGCUGCUGGCCCAACCAGCAGAGAAUCAUGAAGAGCUUUCCGCCCGGCAACAUAUUGCGGACCAGCUGGAGCGGCGCUUCAUACCACGCCCUUUGUGUAAGAGCUCACUCAUUGCUGAGUUCAACAGUGAACUAAAAAUUCUAAAAGAGGCAGUUCAUAGUGGAUCAGCCUACCAAGGCAAGACAUCCAUCAGUACCGUGGGCACCUCCACCUCUGCUUACCGCCUGAGCUUGGCCACCAUGUCCCGCUCUAACACGGGCACGGGCACUGUCUGGGAGCAGGACAGUGAGCCAUCCCAGCAGGCUUCGCAGGACACCCUGAGUCGGACUGAUGAGGAAGAUGAGGAAAAUGACUCUAUAAGCAUGCCCAGCGUGGUAAGUGAACAAGAAGCUUACCUCCUGAGUGCCAUUGGAAGGAGGCGAUUCUCCAGCCAUGUCUCCAGCAUGUCUGCACCUCAGGCUGAGGUGGGCAUGCUACCCAGCCAGAGUGAACCUAAUGUCCUCGAUGACUCCCAGGGCCUGGCCGCCGAGGGCAGCCUCUCUAGGGUGGCAAGUAUACAGAGUGAACCUGGUCAACAGAACCUCCUUGUUCAGCAGCCGCUGGGGAGGAAGAGGGGCCUGAGGCAGCUAAGACGUCCUCUACUAUCACGUCAGAAAACUCAGACUGAACCCAGAAAUCGCCAAGGGGCUCGGCUGUCAACCACUCGCAGGAGCAUUCAACCUAAAACGAAGCCGUCUGCGGAUCAGAAACGAUCUGUGACCUUCAUUGAGGCUCAGCCAGAGCCAGCAGCUGCCCUAACAGAUGCGCUUCCUGCAACAGGCCAACUACAGGGCUGCAGCCCAGCCCCUUCUAGGAAACCAGAAGCAAUGGACGAACCAGUCCUCACAUCUUCUCCCGCCAUAGUUGUUGCGGAUCUCCACAGCGUGUCUCCCAAGCAGAGUGAGAACUUCCCCACUGAAGAAGGAGAAAAGGAGGAGGACACAGAAGCACAAGGUGCUACUGCACACAGUCCACUCUCUACCCAACUCUCUGACCCUGAUGACUUCACAGGCCUCGAGACAUCCAGCCUUCUACAGCAUGGAGACACUGUCCUUCAUAUCAGUGAGGAAAAUGGCAUGGAGAACCCGCUACUAUCUAGUCAGUUCACCUUUACUCCCACUGAGCUGGGGAAAACGGAUGCAGUAUUAGAUGAGUCUCAUGUUUAAUUCUAUAUCUUGUAAGCUCUGCAGGUAUAGAGAAGACAUGAAAGUGAUCUCUCUACUACAAGUUCAAUACUUUUGCUUGAAAAAGAUUAAUUACAAAAUAGCACUUUACUUCUAAUGGGUGGCACAAAUCUGAAUAGGUUUUGCUGCCAAUACACAUGAUGUUUCAUAAACAUCUUAAAAGUCAAUGGCUAAAAGGAUUUAGUUGUGUGAAAAUCACAAAACCAUGGAGGAAUAAGGGAAAAGAGCCAUUUCACUGCACAUUAUGAUUCAAGAAGCCUUCAGCAGUUAAAAAUAUAUACUAUUCAGUGCUGCUUUCAUAGAAAUAUUAACAAAUGAUAUGAUCUAAAAAUAGAAUGCAAUUUUUUGAGAUUACUCACAUUAUACAUCUCAUGCAAAUAUUUAUUUUUAUAGUUUAAAAAAUAUCAAUUCAGGUUGGCUAUACAAGUAACAAUUUACAUAAAAAAAUAAUUAAUAGGAAAAAUAUUACUUUGGGGAGACUAAAUAACAAGCCUGCAGCCAUUUCUGUUUGGAGUAACAAUACAGCCAUUUAGAAGAAGAAACAAAUACUAUAUAGAGAGCUGUGGACUUUUAGAUAUUUAUUUUUCAACUAUCAUUUUCAUUGCAUGUUGUAAAUCAAAAUGCAGAUGGCAUAAGAUCAUCCCAUUUCAUAAUCUAUCACAUUAGAAUAUUAGAGAAUAUUCUAGAAAUCAUCAGAAAUAAUUCUGAAUUAAGAACCUAAACAGCCUAUACAAUUAUAAAAACUAAAUGUAUAUAUAAUCACUUAAAAGAGAUGGUAUUCCUAUUCCUAGCCCUGACUACAUCAAUACCAAGAUUAGAAGAUAUUGGAAAAUGUGAUUAGUAAUACUUUUCCUUAUAGUAUCCUGUGCCUGCCCUGGAGGGCAUAUUUUCAGAUAUUAAGGUUAGUGUUGUUAGAAUCGGUUUAAUAAAAUAAAAAUAACAUUUUCCUAAUAGAAACAAUAUUCUUAUGAUACUUGGAACAUCUAAGUUUAUAAGGAAAAACGUAUAAAGUAAGCAAUUUCUUCAUAGACACCUCCAGUUUAUAUAUUUUUCAAAUAGGCCUUUAACUUGAAGUUCAGUUACUUCAAGAAAAGUGUAACACUUAGAAGGCUUGUGAGGCCAACACCUAGUGUGUUACUGAUCCUAUAGUAGGGCUGUGCAUCACGUUGUUCACAAUUGAAUUUCAAAAUUUUAACAGUUUACAUUAGAAAACUGUUACCUAACAACCAAGCAUAUACAAACUCAUAUACAUACUUAAAUUGGUACGGUGGUGUAUGUGUGCGUGCGUGUGUGUGUGUAUGUGUUUUAGUCCUCAAGAUGAAGUUAAAUAUAGACUUCAAUUACCCUGCAAUGAAUUUAAAACACAUUCUGUAUGCUUAAACUUUGAGUGCGUUGGCUGUAAAAUGUAUACGUAUAUAAAGAGGAUACCUACUAAACCCACCUUAAUCAUAAAGGAAAAUUAUUUUUUGUUAGAAUUGCUUAUUAAAUAGGCAUACUUUAUACUGUGGUUUAUAAUUUCAAAUAUAACUUGGGGUUAUGGUCCUAUUCACUAAGAGAAUGAAAGAUAUCCAUGAGUUAAAGAUAAAAGAACAAAACUAAAAAUUUCAGAUCUAACAAUUGAAAGAAAAUUGAGGCAGUAAAUGACCUCUUUAAUGUUUUACAAUAUUAUCAUGUUAUUUACAGUUAAUGCUGAAAUAAUUCUCAAGUGCAGGAAUAUAAAUGUUAAGUGGUUUUAUGAUUCCAAGCUGAUAUAUUUCACCUGUUAAAAAUUAUGCUGCUAAAUUAGCAUUAGAGGCCUUAUGUUUGGUAAUUACAAGUGUCUGGGCUAUUGGCGCGUCUCUAUAUAUGUGUGUGCUUUGUUCCAGUUUCUUCAAAUUAUCUAUGUAUAAUUGUAUGAAAUAUUUAAAUAGCAAAGAAGUCAAAGAAGAUUGUUAAAUAUUCAACAAGAAUCAUAAAUACCUUUAUAUGUAUUUUAAAAGUAUUGGGCUGUUCUGAACAUGAUUAUGCUGGUCUGUCUGCCUUUUAGCCUGACUCCUUCACUCUUGUGUGUGAAGUCUAUUAGCAACUUUCAAUAAGCUAAGCAAUGUUGUAUCUUGCAAAAAAGCCUCCACUCUGAGAAACAGGGCCUUAUUGAGUGGGAAUGUUUUCAUACUGGGACUACUGAAAUUUUGCAGAUGUGUGCAUCUGUUCCAUUUAAGGUGCCCUUAAAUGUGUUGAAUGUAAUGUGUUGAAUGUUUAUGUGUAAUGGCUAAAGUAUCUAUAUGUAUGUGCAUAAAACUGUCACAAGAUGUAUUCUCAGGAAUACUGUUACCUGGAGUUUGAAAGGAAUAACUAUUAAAAAAAAAGUUGGGGAAGAUUAGAAAAAAGUUCAAGAUAAAUGUUCAAAAUAUUAUUAAGUACAUGACUAAAAGCUAAUUACUACAUAUGAUAAAUGCAGUGUUGGUAAUAGUAGAUCAUUUCUUAAGCCAUGAUACUUAAUGAUAUUUAUCUUAAUUCAGAGGAAAAACAAAAAAGGUACCCACUUCCCAUGUAGAAAAAAUUAGACUCAGCAAAGAGGUUGCUUCUUCUGAAAUUAGCUUUUGAGAGACCUUGGAAUAAACCAUGUGUUAUCCAUGAUAGUAUGACUCAUAUCCAAUUAAAACAGUUUAAAUUCUGGAUAUAGGAUCUCCUAUAGCAAAACAUUUUACUUUCAUUUUUCAGUAUUUGCUGCUUUCUAGAAUUCUAUUAGAUAAGCUAUGUCAUUUUUCUGAAAAAGAAACUGUGUUAUUGAGUGUAUUAAGACAAGGCACUGAGAACUACAGUGUCAAAAUCAAAAGGCAUAAAUGGGCAUGGCAGUGCUGGUGGAAAAAUCUGUGGUACUGGUGAUCUGGUUAGGGCCUGUUGCACAGGCUGGGAGUAACUGGUUUGCUGUUUCAAGCAUCCAAGAGUACCUUAAACAAGGUGAUAGCUCCUCUCUUCUUUAGCAUUAUAUUCCUUUAGUCAACAAAGAACUUUCUCCACUCUGCUGCCCAGCUCUGAGAGUAUCUGAGAUGAGAAUAGGAUGUGUGUGGAGGGGCCUUUAGGGAAGAAAGGGUCAUAAAUGAAUAGAAGUACAGUCUGAAACAUGAAUUAAAUAUCCUUCCUCAAGUUAUAAAGGAUACUUUAAUAGAACACAGUCUCCAGAAUUCGCUGCUAUCACACCAAGUCAUGCUGUUGCCCUGUGACCUCACACUUCCAAUUCCAUGGCCUUGUCUUUGCAGGGAGUAAAAAAUCCCACUUCUUUUUACUUUAGUGGGUCUCAACUGCAGCAUUUCAGAAACAAAUUUUGAUUUGACACUCAGGAGAAUAAAAACAAGUUGAGGGCAGAAUGUAUUUGGAAAAGCUUAAGACAAAUUUACUGAUAUUAUUUUAUGAUCAUUUAGGAUUACAGAUCGAUUUACCUCCAUAAAUCUUUGAAUUGUCACUGUGACCACAGGAUGAAAAUCCUUUAUUAGCCAUUUUAUAGGUUAAAACAAAAAAUUGACUACACAGCCGACUUCCCUCAGAUAACUAUGAAGUCUAUUAUGAGUACUGAAUGACCAAAGAACAUGGAAAAAAUACAUAUGAAUAAAUACUGAAAUGUUUAUGAAAGAUAUUUAUGAAAGAUAUUAAGACUUCUGUGUUUAGGUAUGCACAUAUGAUAAAAUAAAUCUAAAAACAUUUAA